CUUUAUUUUGUAGGGGAGAGUAGUCCCAGGCAGGGAACUAAGGCAUGGGCGCAGGUUUUCUAAAUGGGGAACGGUAGAAGAGGAUACCUGUAAUGUAUAUACCUCUCGGCUAGCAGCAGGUGGGAAGAAUGGACUGUCGGGGGUCUUUACAGUCAUUUUGCAGAUUUAAGACUCACUUGGGUGGGUUUCACCAAGUGGGGGAGUUGGGGUCUCAGUGUGUGGCAUGUUUGCUAGGCUCAGCAGAUACAAAAUCCCUGGUGUGGGGUCUCAGGUCUGUGUGUUGGGUCUCAUUUCUUGGUGGGUGGGAGUCUCGGGAAGUACGAACUGACAGAUGUGAAAGAGACUAGUGAGUGAUAAAUAUAGUGUCCUUCUUCAUAUUACAUCUGGGGAGCAAGGGACACCGAGAAAGAGGGGGGAACAGAGAAAAUCGGACAGUGACAGAGUGGCUGGCUAUAGACCGUAGGGAAAGAUUGAGAUUAGAGUGCUGAGAGAGACCGGUUUCACACAAGACAGUUUGUAUAGUGAGAGUGACUGCAUCAUAAACUUCAGAAAGUGACUCCUAUCUAGAGACACUGGCUUUCUGAGAGAGUGCAAAGAUAAAGGUACUUACCCUCAGAAGUAGGGGCAAAGAGUGACAUCCUGUACUGUGAGAUAGACUGCAAGGAAUGUAAUUCACUUGUCAUAGAGACAGGUUCCUAGGAGGACACAGUGUUGACAGAGUAAGGUUGAGCAGACAGGAAGAAUGCUGAUAUUGCUGUAGGUCUCUGGAAAACAAGUCAAUAAGAAAACUUGUACAGUAAAAGUGUGGAAGAGAAAAGCAGCUUUAAGAAACUUUAAGACCGUCCUUUGCAGACGUAGCCCUUGUGUGUGUGUGCGUGUAUUUGAGGGGGACCUUGAUCCAUUUGAAGGAGUUAGAGCGAAUCUGAUUUUCUACAAGAACCCAAAGAUAUUACUUCUGCAGCCAUGGAUAUGAACUCUGUGCUCACGGAAUUGCGCCAGCCUGCCAAAGCGUCAACAGAGCAAGGCAGCAAGCGUUCAACCCCAAAACCUGCUAAAAAAGCUAAACGUGCUACUGUUUAUUUUGAGGUGGAGAUCCUGGAUGCCAAGACUCGGGAGAAGCUGUGUUUCCUGGACAAGGUGGACCCUAAUGCAACCAUUACAGACAUUAAGAAUAUGUUCACAAAAUUCCACCCCCAGUGGUACCCUGCCAGACAGUCCCUGCGUCUCGAUCCCAAGGGUCGAUCAUUGAAGGAUGAGGAUGUUCUACAAAAUCUGCCCGUGGGGACAACCGCAACUCUCUACUUUCGAGACCUGGGUGCACAGAUCAGCUGGGUGACUGUAUUCCUGACGGAAUAUGCAGGACCACUUAUUAUAUACUUACUCUUCUAUUUCCGCGUCCCUUUUAUUUAUGGACCCAAAUAUGACUUCAUCACAAGCCGGCAUUCUGUAGUACACCUGGCCUGUAUAUGUCACUCGUUUCACUACGUUAAACGUAUCCUGGAAACCCUAUUUGUUCAUCGCUUCUCUCAUGGUACAAUGCCGCUAAGGAACAUAUUUAAGAACUGCAUGUAUUACUGGGGAUUUGCUGCUUGGAUGGCUUACUACAUUAACCAUCCUCUCUAUACUCCUCCAGUGUUUGGCGAGAAGCAAGUGAGGAUGGCUGUCAUUAUUUUCUUGUUUUGUCAGCUGGGUAACUUUUCUAUACACAUCGCGCUAAGAAACCUGCGACCAGCAGGAUCUAAAACACGCAAGAUUCCUUUCCCAACGCGUAACCCGUUUACCUGGCUGUUCCUGCUUGUUUCUUGUCCUAACUACACAUAUGAGGUUGGCUCUUGGAUUGGAUUUUCUAUCAUGACCCAGUGUGUUCCUGUUGCUCUAUUCACCUUGGUUGGAUUCAUCCAAAUGACAAUUUGGGCCAAAGGAAAACAUCGCAGCUACUUAAAGGAGUUCCGAGACUACCCUCCCCUGCGUUCACCCAUCGUCCCAUUCCUACUGUAAUCUAUAAUCUUCCCGUUAGUUCUCUUAUAAAUCCCCCUUGCUCUUUGAACUGCCUGUUCAUUUAAAUUUUAAUUGUCAACAAAAACAUUUGGACUCUAACCUUGUAUGCACUGACACUAAACUCCUGCACUGACCUAUUACCAAGUUUCCCCUGCCCUGUCCUCUUUUCGUCCAUAAAUGGAAUAAAUUUGUCCUAACA
Messenger RNA from Pelobates fuscus (common spadefoot toad), 2197 nucleotides. It is a transcript of the gene TECR, whose product is annotated as trans-2,3-enoyl-CoA reductase. The transcript has 12 exons. Gene Ontology annotation, biological process: very long-chain fatty acid biosynthetic process. Gene Ontology annotation, molecular function: oxidoreductase activity, acting on the CH-CH group of donors. The record is from RefSeq and is a predicted model, not a curated record. Lineage: Eukaryota; Metazoa; Chordata; Amphibia; Anura; Pelobatidae. Bases 964 to 1998 code for a protein of 344 amino acids.